UCAGAGUCAAUCAUGGAGCUCACGAAGAACUCGCUCGUUGAUCGAGGAGAGCAUGUCGUCCAAUACCACAUGAACAAGACGGAAGCGGAAAAUCAGGCCUAUCUCUUUACAGCUGCUUUGUCCGAGCUGCGAACCGAGGUGCAAGUCCGAGCUCGCAACGACGCAGCUGCACUGCGCAGUACCGUGACGCUCCUUCAGCGCGAAGUCGACGGUCUGAGCCAAAAGAUGCGUGAGGACGUGGCCGCGAUGAAGCACGACAUUCAAGUCGACAUGAACAAUCGCAAGGGCGAGGCAAAGGAGGAGCAGAACACACUCGAGCAGGAGAUCCAGGACCUUAAUAACCGCUUCACGAUCAGCAUCAGCGACCUCAAGACGGAGAUCGAGCAGAACAUCAAGUGGGAUGCCACCAGGCGUGCCUUGACAGUUGUCUUUGGCUCAGUCGUCAUCCUCAUCGGCACGCUGGCAGCAGCGGAUUACUUUGGAAAGAGCGAUGAGGUCGAGGAGGCCCCAGGCAUGGGCCAAAGAGCCGAGAUCAAGAUCACGAGAAGCGCAGAGGAGCUUGGCCUGCUUCCCAACUAUGACGAAGAAAAGGACGAUGGCAGCCGAUAUGUAUAG
Molecule: messenger RNA, 615 nt
Organism: Acaromyces ingoldii
Lineage: Eukaryota; Fungi; Basidiomycota; Exobasidiomycetes; Exobasidiales; Cryptobasidiaceae
Exons: 1
Cellular component (GO): mitochondrion
Source: RefSeq, a predicted model, not a curated record